AUGAAAAUCCAUCACCUCAUCAAUAUUUCUCACUAUUUCCUCCUUUCGUUGUGCUUAUUGGGUAUUCGACUUGCAACCAGUACUGCUGUGAAAGCGAAAUCAGCGUGCAUUGAGGAAGAAAGGAAUGCACUUUUGAGCUUCAAACAAGAUCUUACUGAUCCGUCUGGCAGGCUUUCUUCUUGGGUGGGUCAUGAUUGCUGCCGCUGGGAAGGGAUUUCAUGCAACAACCGCACCGGUCAUGUUUCCCAAAUGGAUGUUGCCUACAACAAUCUCUUUGGUAAUAUUCCCACUUCAGUGGGAUUAUUAACUUCUCUUGAAAUAUUGAAGCUCAACAACAAUAAUUUUGGCGGUAAGAUUCCCGAUUCUUUGCACAAUUGCUCUAUUUUGAAAAGUAUCGAUGUUGGAGACAACAAAUUAUCUGGGAGCAUACCUCCAUGGAUAGGAGGAUCAAAUGUAUCCAUGUUGUACAUGCUACGAUUGCGAUCCAACUUUUUUACUGGACAUAUUCCCCGACAAUUGUGCAAUCUUGGCUACCUUCACAUCCUCGACCUCAGCCACAACAACUUUUCAGGUACUAUUCCUAAAUGUUUCAAUAAUUUGACUUCUCUCAUCCGUAAUGUUACCAUAUUCCCAAAUUACAAUAAUGAGCCAACCACGCUGACAUUAAAAGGACAAGAACUCGUGUAUAACACCACUCUGAUGUUGGUCAAGAGCAUAGAUCUUUCAUCAAAUUUUUUGGAAGGUGAAAUCCCUAAAGAGAUUGGUAGCCUCAUUCUAUUGGGUACCCUGAACUUGUCGAGAAAUCAAUUGACUUGUAAGAUCCCCUCAGAGGUUGGAAAUAUGCAUGGGCUCGAAACUCUUGAUCUCUCAAACAACCGUCUUUCAGGACAAAUUCCUGAAACCCUUGCAUCUUUAACAUUCUUGGCGCACUUGAAUUUGGCUUAUAACAACUUGGUGGGGAGAAUUCCUUCGGGAAACCAACUUCAAACGUUCACUGAUCCGUCCAUUUAUAUGGGCAAUCCAUCAUUGUGUGGGGUUCCUCUUCCAAGAAAAUGCUCCCAAGAUGACACUUUUACUGCUACAAAUGCAAAACCCAGUAAUGAAGAUGGAAGUGAUAAGUUGUGUUCUAUGUCAGCAUGGUACUUGGCUUUGCCAUGGGCUUUUGGGGCGUUUGUGGCACAUUACUUGUAA
Prunus dulcis (almond) is the source of this 1191-nucleotide messenger RNA. Its product is annotated as receptor-like protein EIX2. The transcript has a single exon. Gene Ontology annotation, molecular function: protein binding. The coding region runs from base 1 to 1191 and encodes 396 amino acids. Lineage: Eukaryota; Viridiplantae; Streptophyta; Magnoliopsida; Rosales; Rosaceae. The record is from RefSeq and is a predicted model, not a curated record.